Messenger RNA from Achroia grisella, 1458 nucleotides. RefSeq names its product peptidoglycan recognition protein-like. The transcript is spliced from 4 exons. The coding region runs from base 59 to 622 and encodes 187 amino acids. Gene Ontology annotation, biological process: peptidoglycan catabolic process; innate immune response. Gene Ontology annotation, molecular function: N-acetylmuramoyl-L-alanine amidase activity; peptidoglycan binding; zinc ion binding. NCBI's taxonomy places the organism in Eukaryota, Metazoa, Arthropoda, Insecta, Lepidoptera, Pyralidae. The record is from RefSeq and is a predicted model, not a curated record.
UUCCAUUAUUAUAAAGCGGUCUUUACUCUUUACUGAAAUUAAUUUAAUUUAUCACAAAAUGAAGUAUUUUAUUUUCUUAAUUGUAACAGUUGUGAUAACGGUUGAAGCGGGAGAUGUCUGUGAUGUGACUCCAAUAUAUGAAUGGAGUGGAGAACCCUCAUAUCGUAAAGAAAUCCUUCCAAAUCCUGUAAAGUUGAUCAUCAUUCAGCAUACAGCAAGCCUUGACUGUUACAGCGAUGACCGUUGCCGGACUGUUGCAAAAGGAAUUAGAGAUUAUCACAUAUUUGAAAGAGGAUUUGAUGAUAUUGGACCUUCUUUUCUAAUUGGAGGCAAUGGCAUUGUUUAUGAAGGUGCUGGUUGGCACCGAGUCGGGGCACAUACGAAGCGUUACAAUAAUCGGUCUAUAGGGAUCUCGUUUAUGGGAAAUUUUCAGAGUAAACUACCUACAUCAAAGGCGCUGCAAGCAGCAGAAAAUCUGAUAAGAUGCGGUGUGACAAGCAAGUAUUUGACCGAAGACUAUUUACUGGUGGGUCACCAGCAACUGACUUCAACUGGAAGCCCCGGAAGGGAGCUGCAAGCAUAUAUAGAAAUAUGGUCACACUGGGUGAAAAUUGUCCAAUAGAACCCAUGAUUAUACAAUAUCUAAUUAGACUAUCUCCUUUGUAAAAAAAAUUAUGUAAUUUUUUCCGUUUGCGUGAAUACGAUUAAUGAAGUCCGUUGUUAUUAAAACACAUGAAAAAGAACAAAUCCCCUUGAUCUUGAUUUGUAUUUAAUACGAAAUACUUGUAACGCCGAAAAGAGUAUCGAUUUCUUAUACAAAUAACAGUUACAAAGUAUCUUAAAUACAUUUGAGACAUAUUUUUCACAAGUAUGUCAUAUACAAAUAUGUAUACACAAAUAGUUUAAUACUUAUUACUUAUUCUUUUUCUUAAAAUAUCACUUCUGUUAUCUGGUGUUUUGUCUACAGUGAAAUCAAAAUACAUACUUUACAAAUUAUCGUUUGGUUUAAAAUACAUUGUUCAUAGACUGAUAAAUGAUUUGACUGUUUUUAAUUAUCUUUUUGCUGAUUGCUACAGUAGUAAAAUUUGUUUUCAACAGAAUAAUAACAAAAUAUUAAUGUUUAGUAUCUUUACAGCUAUAACAUAUCUAUAUAGUAUUAUAUUGUACUAGCUGUUCCCGCGACUUUGUCCGCGUGGAAUUUAACUUUACUUUUCUAAAAUAAAAGUAGCCUAAGUUACUCCUUAUCACAUCAGCUACCUGCCAAAAAAAAUCCCGUUAAAAUUGGUCUAGGCAUUUCAGAGAUUAGCCGGAACAAACAGACAGACAGACAGACAAAAAUUGUAAAAAAUGUUGUUUUAGUAUAUGUACCGUAUUUAUAUUCAUGUGCAUGUAGUAAAAAAAUGGUUAUUUCAAUACUUCACUGUAUAUAUAUAGAUAAUGUCUACUUAAAUUAUCAUA